CUUUCAUCACAAAAGAUCAUAACAUGUGCUUUGAUCCUCAUUUCAUCAAGACACACUUCACCCAUCAAUACGGAUGUACAUCUGACAACCCACAUGGGCUAGGCGUCGUGUUCCAACGGUAAGGUCCAAGCCAACACACCAAUCAGCAUUAGUCAGCAUCAUGCGACUACCAGUUGCAACCCAUGUCCUCUCCUAUCUCUGUUCGUAAAAUUGGCUCCAAAAGGAAUCGCCAGCCAAUUAAGCACACCAAAACCUUCUCUGGUUGUUGGACCUGUCGAGAACGACAUGUCAAGUGCGAUGAAACCAAACCAUUGUGCACAAGAUGCUCGAGAGGAGGUUUCGAAUGCCAAGGAUACGGCAUCAAACUGGUCUGGGUAGAUCCCAAUACCCAAGAACGAGAGCAAAACAUCCGGCGGGCCAUUGGCGCUCCUGCAAUCUAUGACAAGACUUCAAUGUUCAUGAGCAUUGAUGUUCAAGAUGCACUGGACGAACUCGAAGCCAUCUCCCAAUUCACCAGUCCUGACAAAGCACUGGGUCCGUUCUCAGUCUUCUCGACGACCUUCUCGGCGACGAAUCAAGGUUAUAUCGCAGCUUCUCAUUCGACAAGCCACACGUCUUCGACCGAAUCCAAGAAGGGGACGAGUGCCAAUGACCAAGACGUUGAUGAAGUGGUAUCUCAACCAUCGCCUGACCUCACGCUUGUCUCCACAGCAUCGAGUCGCCGCCGCCGCCGGUCGAGGAUCACUACCUUGGACUUACUGCCGACAAACAGUGUCAAUCGCCAGUUGAUUUAUCACUGGACCAACUUUGUCUGCUGGCAUCUGGUGCCGAUAGAUCAGCCGUCCAACCCAUUUCGAAGUGUUUUCACUCCCAUGGCCUUGGCCGGCCUAUCGAACCCUCAAAGCAACCCGGCACUCUUUCAUGCCCUAUGUGCUACCUCCGCAUACUCGCGCUCUCAGCUUCUCGACAAUGACGCCGAAAUCUUAACGCUAGCAAAUCAACACUACCACCGAAGCAUCAAGUACUUGCGCCGCAGCCUCAAUGCAUUGACGCCUAACUCGCCCGCAUUCGAUCGUACAUUCAUCCUGGCCACUAUUACCAUGUUCUCCGCCAUGGACAUGAUCACGGGGCGUUUCGCUGAAUGGCGGACACACUUGAUGGGUGGUUCACGCUUGCUCUCCACUCUAUCGCCUGACACAUGGACGUCUUCUCGAUCCAGCAGUCUAGUGUACCAGGGAUAUCUGGCCGUUGCGGCUCUUUGCAACAUCACCCUUCCGGCCAAUUUAUCUCUCAUCGCCACCGACUCCCCAGGCUCGGGGUCAAUAUCUCCUGAUGACCCUCUGUCUGGCAACAGUUACAUGCUUGACCGGUUUUUUGGUCUUACACGACCAAUUCUUCGGCGGAUUGUGGAGAUGAACAGCCUCAUCGACCGCGUGCCGUCUACGGCAUCUGACAUAUUGAGUGUCAUUUCGCCAGCCGAGCUCCUCGCCCUGGAAUCUGAAUUAUACGCCCAAACACCCGAUACACUGGAUCUGUCUGACCUCACGCCACGCGCCGCCACACUGACGCUUCACCAUGCAUAUACAUUUUACUAUGCUUCCCUCAUCUAUUUCCUGCGGUCGGUGCGACGUUUGCCACCUUCCCACCCCAAGAUUCAAAGCCUGGUGUCGAAGGCGGUGACGUAUUUUGAGGCUAUCGAGCUGAUCGGUGGGGAACAAGUCGGAUGUUCACUGGUGUGGCCGCCCUUGGUCGUGGCUUGCGAAUGCAUCACUCCAGAUAUGCAGCUACGGAUGACGGAAUGGUAUAAAGUCAAAAGAAGGCAUGGCUUCCGCAACCUCGAGAUGAGUAAAGAAAUCGCCAAUGAGGUUUGGAGGAGGAGAGAUAAGCAGAGAUGGAGUUUUGAGUUGGGAGGCGACGAUGAUGGCGAUUUUGGAGUUCAGCAGCAGCAUCCUCCUGGAAUCGAAACUGAUAUCCAGUGGCAGGAUGUGUUGAAGGAGUUGGGCAUGGAUAUUGUUCUGGCUUAGGAGCUUGGGUUCUGGAGUCAUUCUUGUGGUCUUCUGUCUAGACACCUUGUCUAUACUCUAGUAGAACAUAACAUUCAUAAACUUGCGGUUGUCGUAGACCUACUUAGAUACUAGGUACUCACCUACUUUUUAAGUUAUCAAU
Exophiala mesophila is the source of this 2166-nucleotide messenger RNA. RefSeq lists its product as uncharacterized. Gene Ontology annotation, molecular function: zinc ion binding; DNA-binding transcription factor activity, RNA polymerase II-specific; transcription cis-regulatory region binding. The record is from RefSeq and is a predicted model, not a curated record. Gene Ontology annotation, cellular component: nucleus. The coding region runs from base 183 to 2024 and encodes 613 amino acids. NCBI's taxonomy places the organism in Eukaryota, Fungi, Ascomycota, Eurotiomycetes, Chaetothyriales, Herpotrichiellaceae. The transcript has a single exon. Gene Ontology annotation, biological process: positive regulation of transcription by RNA polymerase II.